GACGAUCUAAACAAGUAUCAGCUGUGUAGCAGUCAUUGUUCGUAUCCGUUUUGGCAGGCGUGCAAGAAUUCUGUUUUUCUUCGUUUUCUCAUCGUCGGGCAUCAAGUCCGACGGGAUAAACGGCAUACGUAUUAGUCAGGAAGACAAGCGGAAAAAAAGGGGGGAGGCUACGAGUUUUCUGUACAACGCAACCGUGGCUGCGUGCGUGCUCCAGCCCCAGCCCCACCAACGAUCUUAGGGACAAUAAUCGUGUGAAAAACGGGGCGGUACGCGCAUAAGCCUGGCCUCGAGCAGCGAGUCAGACGACGGUGGACUCGCUCCGCCACCGUGCAAAAGGUCUCGUAGUUCUCUCCCGACUACUCUACGACCAGCGGACGAGCACCACACCGAUCCUGAGAUGGAAAACUAUCGCAUAAUGCAACAGCAGACAUCAAACGGUGGCAUUUCCUCCGGGCUACAGCAGAAUGGCUCUACAGCUGACUCUGGUGGACCUCAUGCAAAUGGCAACAUGAUACCAGAAUCGGAUAAUGACAUCAAUGGUGUUAAUGGGGAAACAAAUCAGAAUUUGGGACCGCCGAAAAUAAUGGACAAAACCAAUCAAGAUAUUGUGAGACUCAUUGGACAACAUUUGAAGACAGUUGGACUUAAUCGUACAGCUGAUCUUCUCAUGCAAGAAUCAGGUUGUCGUCUAGAUCAUCCAGCUGCUGCAAAAUUUAGACAACAUGUUAUGGAUGGAGACUGGACAAAGGCAGAACACGAUCUUAGUGAACUUAAAACAUUUUUAAAUGGAGCUAAUCAAAGUUUAAUAGAGAUGAAAUUCUUAUUACUGGAACAAAAAUAUUUAGAAUAUUUGGAAGAAGGACUAGUAAUGGAAGCAUUGCAUGUUUUACGCAACGAACUCACACCUUUAGGGCAUAAUACAGGUCGUGUGCAUCAGUUGUCUGCAUUUAUGAUGUGCAGUGGACGUGAUGAAUUACAGACACGUGCAGGCUGGGAUGGCAAAGGUGCAGUCUCGAGGGCUGCUUUAAUGGACAGACUACAGAAAUAUCUGCCACCCUCCAUUAUGUUACCACCACGACGCCUUCAUUCUCUUUUGUGCCAAGCUGUGGAAAUGCAAAAUCAACAGUGUACAUACCAUGUAACACAUACUCAGACAAGUUUAGAAAAUGUGUCGCUGCUUGUGGAUCACAGCUGUAGUAAAGAACAAUUCCCGUGCCAUACUAUACAGGUGCUCAAUAAUCAUUGUGAUGAAGUGUGGUAUUGUAAAUUUUCUCCUGAUGGUCGUAAACUUGCUACAGGUUCUAAGGAUAUGACAGUAAUUAUUUGGGAUGUUGAUCCAGAAACAUUGAGAGUAACUCAUAGAAAAACAUUAGAAGGCCAUACUUAUGGAGUAGCAUUAAUUGCUUGGAGUCCCGAUAGUAGUCUUUUAAUUGCAUGUGGUCCUGAAGAUUGCCCAGAGCUUUGGCUUUGGAGUAUUGAUCCACCUGAUUAUGAACUACGUGCAACAGUAACUCAAAGUACUGAUGAUUCACUUACAGCUUGUGCUUGGUAUCCUGAUUCACGUAAAUUUGUAGCAGGAGGACUUCGCGGGCAAUUUUAUCAAUUUGAUAUAGAAGGAAAUGUCUCAGAAUCAUGGGAAGGAGUUAGAGUAAAAUGUUUAUGGUGUAAAAAUGAUGGAAAAACAGUUCUUGCUGCUGAUUCGCAUCAUCGAAUUCGGGGAUAUAAUUUUGACGAAUUAUGUGACUUUACAAUAUUACAAGAAGAUCAUCCUCUGAUGUCCUUUAGUGUAAAUAAAGCAGAUCGACUUGCGCUUCUUAAUGUAGCCAAUCAGGGUGUACAUCUUUGGGAUUUACAAGAUAGAUGUUUAGUAAGACGUUUUCAAGGAGUUACUCAAGGACAUUUCACAAUCCAUAGUUGUUUUGGUGGUGUAAAUCAAGAUUUUAUUGCAUCUGGUAGUGAAGAUACUAAAGUAUAUGUGUGGCAUAUCAAAAGAGAAUUACCUAUAGCAAUUCUAACAGGACAUAGUAGAACAGUAAAUUGUGUUUCAUGGAAUCCUGUAUAUCAUCAAAUGAUGGCUUCAGUAUCAGAUGACUGUACAGUGAGAAUAUGGGGACCGAGAUCAUCAUCUCCAGAAAAAGUUGAUAGUGACAAGACUGUUCCAUUAGAAAGCAACUCCUCAAAUGGUAGUGGAUGGCAUGAAAUGGUAUCGUAGCGUACUACAGUAUAUCAGUGUUCCCAUGACCUCAUGGUGUUCAAAAGACUGUCAUAUUGAUCGUCAUAUUGACUCUUUCCUGCCCCCAGCAGCUAUCUCUUUAUGCCUCAUUACUGUAAGUCUGCGUAAAUGACUACUAUUGAGAGUAAAUGAGAGAUGUGUUAGCAUCAUCUGCUGAUUGAUUAAACAACUAAUGAUCAGGUGUUAUUUGAAAAUCAAUUUUUUCCUUAUUAACAGAUUUUAUAUGAAAUCUUAUGAUUUAUUUGUUUGUCAAAAUUAAAUUUGAACGAUUUAUCAAUAUAAAAUAAUAAUGUAAACUCUUAAAAACGAAGAACAGCAUAAUAUCUUGGUAAAUAUAAGUUAUGACAAAAUAGAAAUUCAUCAAAUUCCGUCGUAGCAUUGAUGUAAAAAGAAAAAUUAACGUGCAAUAACAAGCAUUAAACAAAGUAAAAAACGUUGCAACAAGAUAAAAUUUGUGAUUUUGCGAGAUCAUUAUAAAAAAAUCUUGUUUUGACAGAACUGUGUCAAAUUUAAUCUUUCUAAAAAUAAAAAAGUUGUAAAUAACGAUUUCAUGCUUAAUGAAUUUCUAAUUAAUUUUUUUAAUCAUUGAUGAAGGUGAUACUAUUCUCGUUUUUCACUAUAUAUGUAACUGCCAUCUUACAUUAAUAUUGUAUGUUUCAAAUUGUAUACAGAUGUCGUAAAACAUGAUAAAAAAUGUAGAAAUUAUAUAAAUAUAUGAAGAGAAAUUUAAUUUCAGUAAAUAAUUUAAUGAGACUAAGUGAGAUAAAUUAUAAAGUUUAUAAACAAUUUGAACUCUGUUAUGAGACGUACAGUUUGAUGCGAGAUUAAUCGGAAAUUCACAAAUUUAACGAUUUUAAUAUAAAUAAAAUAAACUGGAUUUGAAAGUUGAGCAUGAAUCCUGAUAUUAGUACCUUUAUUCAGUACUGUGAUUUUAUAUUAUUAAAAUAUAUGUACUGGGUAUCAAAAAUUUAUAAAUAUUACAUUUGCCUUAAUAUUUUCACGUUCAUAAAAAUUUUAAUAUAACAUCGGUAUACAUAAAUUUUGAACAUUUAUUUUAAAGCAUUAGUUCCUUAAUAUAGCUCAAGUAUCUCUAUAUGCCGCAUUUCAUUCAUUACUAUAGUAUUUUAAAUUUUAUUAUUGCAAAGAAAUGAUAAUUGUUUUUUAUAGUUAAAAUAAUGUUUUUAAAUUAUAAUCAAAAAUCAAAACUAAAUUGCUAUGAAUAAUUGUUGUUUCGAAUAUAUUAAACAUUAUAGCAUUUUUAUUAUCUUUUAUGUUUUUAUGCUUUUACAUGACAUGUAAAUUUUUGUUUUAUUCAUAGCAAAUUGUACUGGUUAUUUUUCUUAAGUGACUUCUUCAUGAAUAAAUAUAAAAAAAAAAUGUAUGAAAUACAAAUUAUAUUUUUUUUUUGUUUUUCCUUUGUUGAAUAAAUAUAAAUUUGAUAAAUAAUAAAAACCAAACUGGAGGUCUCACAGUAUCAGAAGAUAUAGAGUAUAUGCGUACAAAUGCAUUCACAACAGAUAAUAUAAAAAUGUUUACAUUACAAGAGAAGUUUACAUGCGAAGGAAAUGUCUGUAGUUUACGCCCCUAAAAUUGUAGUAAGAUAAUGUAAUACUAAUCACUAUUAUCAUUUGCAUUUACCUGUGGUGCCUUAGCACUUUAUAAACACUAAUUGAAAGUUUUCAGAAUUUUUUCAUAAUUUGAUAUAAUUUGCAAUAUGAAACAAAUAAUAAGUAAUUGAUUUCAUUUAAUUAUAAAUAACAUUCAAAUUUAAUAUAAAUCUUAGUCAUAAAU
This is a messenger RNA of Apis laboriosa (Himalayan honeybee), 4024 nucleotides long. Its product is annotated as WD repeat-containing protein 26. Gene Ontology annotation, biological process: proteasome-mediated ubiquitin-dependent protein catabolic process. The transcript has 11 exons. NCBI's taxonomy places the organism in Eukaryota, Metazoa, Arthropoda, Insecta, Hymenoptera, Apidae. The record is from RefSeq and is a predicted model, not a curated record. Bases 398 to 2212 code for a protein of 604 amino acids. Gene Ontology annotation, molecular function: protein binding. Gene Ontology annotation, cellular component: GID complex.